This is a messenger RNA of Gracilinanus agilis (Agile Gracile Mouse Opossum), 1034 nucleotides long. RefSeq names its product transmembrane protein 38B (gene TMEM38B). The record is from RefSeq and is a predicted model, not a curated record. The transcript is spliced from 6 exons. Gene Ontology annotation, biological process: potassium ion transmembrane transport. Gene Ontology annotation, cellular component: membrane. NCBI's taxonomy places the organism in Eukaryota, Metazoa, Chordata, Mammalia, Didelphimorphia, Didelphidae. Gene Ontology annotation, molecular function: potassium channel activity; identical protein binding. Bases 57 to 926 code for a protein of 289 amino acids.
GUAACGCGGAGCCUUCCCCCCUUAGUUGGAGCUAACGGCUGGUAGACGUCCCUGCCAUGAUCCGUAUGUGGGAGGAUGUGCCCCUCACCUUCUCUCAGAUCUCCAUGUUUCCCUUCUUUGAUAUCGCCCAUUACCUGGUGUCCGUGAUGUCGAUGAGGGGGCAGUCCGGAGCUAUUGCAAUGGCAUGGAAUAAUCCUUUUGUAAGCUGGUUUAGAGCUAUGCUGUAUUGCUUUGGAGGGGGAAUUUUGUCUUCUCUACUGCUUGGAGAGGCUCCAACAAAAUUUCUUGAAAAUAGCACUAAUGUCUUAUUGGCAUCUUCAAUCUGGUAUAUUGUAUUUUAUUGCCCAUAUGACAUGGUUUACAAGUGCUAUCGUUUCCUGCCUGUUCAACUCAUGGCUACAGGAAUGCGGGAAAUGGGCAGAACUUGGAAAAUCACAACUGGAAUCACACAUGCUAGUAGCAAUUACACAGAUGCCUGGAUGGUGUUGAUAGCUGUUGGAUGGGCCGGAGGUGCUGGUGGUUCAGUAAUCAUAAAUAUGGAACAGUCACUAAGAGGGGUUAUAAGACCUGAAACUAGCAAAUUGCUGGAGCUGUCCCAUUCUGCGAAGAUAAGUCUGCUGGGGGCAAUUCUCUUUACAUUACAACACACAGGGGAUCUGCCAGUUCCAAAACAUACUCUUAUGUUUUGCUACUCUUUAUUUAUUGUUGUCAUAUCGAUAACUAUGCUGCUUACCGAGUGUGGCUCUUCUCCCCUCUCUCCUUUGGAAGCUAUGCUGAGUCGAAUGUUAUUUGGCUCAAGGCAGCAGCAGUUUUCAGGAGAGCCACAAAAGAAAUUGAAAUCAUCUUUUAGUGAUGUAAAAGAAGACAACUCAAGCACUGCUUCAUCUAAUGUUGAAAAUGAGAUACGUAAUAAAAAAAUGGAAUAAAUUCAUCUGACGAGCUCAAGGUUGCCAAAAACAUUUUCUUGUUUACCUCACAAAUUGUGAUAAAUAUUUCUAUCAUAAAUGAUGUGAAGUAAGGAUUAUAUAUGUAAG